Drosophila willistoni is the source of this 2610-nucleotide messenger RNA. RefSeq names its product esterase B1. Lineage: Eukaryota; Metazoa; Arthropoda; Insecta; Diptera; Drosophilidae. The transcript has 4 exons. The record is from RefSeq and is a predicted model, not a curated record. The coding region runs from base 420 to 2186 and encodes 588 amino acids.
ACGAGCAGCCCCUGAAGUAAAACGAACAUACAACUCUUGAUCCAGCCUUAGAGACUAAGGCCUGGCAAUAGCCUCAAGCAUUAUAAUCAGUGUAAAUUAAAUUAAAAAUUUAAAAAAGUGGACAAGCAACAAAUGAACCAAUUAAAUUCUACACAGUGAAUCAAACAGAAAAAAACAAAAAAUAAAAUUUAUUAUUUAUAUCAGUUGUAAAUCUGAAAAGUCAAGGAAUUUACAACAGGAUAAGCCAUCUGGCACUAUUCGCGUAACGCAUACGCCGCGUGGGGCACAUUGUUUUUAUAGAUUUAUUAGUUACAAUUUGUGCCGAUUUGUGUGUGGUGUGUGUGAUUGUGCGCCUAGGUGUGUGUGUGUGUGUGGUUAUCGGCAAAGGAAUCGAUUCGCAAGCGUGAGACCGCAACAAGAUGUCAUUUGAUAUAGCCAUUGCCGAUCAGAUGCGCAUUGCAUUGAACUACGUCAAGUUCAAGACAAAGCAACAGCGCCUUCGCAGCAAUGACAAAGUCAUUGCGGAUACGAUAUAUGGCAAAGUAAAGGGCGUUAAAUGGCAAUCGAUCUAUGGGAAUAAUUAUUAUAGUUUCGAGGGUAUACCAUUUGCCAAGCCGCCGGUGGGUGAUUUGCGUUUCAAGGCGCCCGUUGAACCGGAUCAUUGGACAGAAGUGAAGCGUUGCACCCGGGAACGAACAAAGCCAUGUCAGGUGAAUAUUGUGAUGAACAUGGUGCAGGGCAGCGAGGAUUGUCUUUAUCUCAAUGUCUACACAAGAGAGUUACAUCCUCAGAAACCAUUGCCCGUUUUGGUUUGGAUCUAUGGUGGCGGCUUUCAAAUGGGCGAAGCUUCGCGUGAUCUCUACAGUCCUGACUACUUCAUGAUGGAGCAUGUGGUUCUCAUAUCUAUUUCAUAUCGCCUGGGUGCUUUAGGUUUUCUUACUCUGGAAGACGAGGAAUUAGAUGUGCCCGGCAACGCUGGACUCAAGGAUCAAGUCAUGGCCUUACGUUGGGUUAAAAACAAUUGCCAAUUCUUUGGUGGUGAUCCGAAUAAUAUUACGGUUUUCGGUGAGAGCGCAGGAGGAGCUUCUACACACUACAUGACUCUGACGGAACAGACACGUGAUCUCUUUCACAAGGCAGUGAUAAUGUCGGGAUCGGCCAUAGCUCCCUGGUCCAUAACUCCACAAUUCAAUUGGGCCUAUCGGUUGGCCCAGGCUACAGGAUAUACUGGCGAACAGAAUGAUCGUCAGGUCUUGGCACAUUUAAAGAAAACUAAAGCAAGCAUCAUGUUAAAGGUGGCAGAUGAUAUCAUAACCAUGGAAGAGCGGCAUCAACGCAAAGUUAUGUUCAGCUUUGGACCCAGUGUUGAGCCAUAUGAUUCUCCACAUUGUGUGAUACCGAAACCUCCCCUCGAGAUGAUGCGUAAUUGUUGGGGCAAUAGUAUACCCAUGGUUGUGGGUGGCAAUUCCUUUGAGGGUCUUCUCAUGUUCCCCGAGGUGCGAAAAUGGCCAGAUUUAUUAUGCCACUUGGGUGAAUGUGAAUACUUGGCCCCAGAAGAUGCCGGGCUGAAUGAGGAACAGCGGCGAGCAUUUGGCAAACAAUUGAAAGCCCUUUACUUUGGUGAUAAGAAACCAAGUCGUGAAACGAUACUCCAAUAUAGUGAUCUAUUUUCAUAUAAAUAUUUUUGGCAUGCCAUACAACGUACAUUACUCUCACGGGUUCAUCACGCCUCGAAAGCUCCAACGUUUCUAUAUCGUUUCGAUUUCGAUUCCAAGCACUUUAAUACCAUGAGAAUUAUCACCUGCGGACGCAAAGUGCGUGGCACUUGUCAUGGGGAUGAUUUGUCUUAUAUAUUCUAUAAUGCGGCUGCCAAAAAACUUAAACGUCGCACAGCGGAGUUCAAGACGAUACAUCGUUUUAUCUCCAUGCUGGUGCAGUUCGCCGCCUGUGGAGAUCCAAAUAUUCCCCUGAUCAGACACGACCAUGAUCACAAUCACGAUCAUGAUAUGCACAGCGAUGCACCUGGACCAGAUGGAGAGCCAGAAGUCUGGUUACCCAUCUCCAGUGAGGAUAAAGUGUUUAAAUGUUUGAACAUUUCCCAUGAUGUGCAAGUGAUUGAUUUGCCUGAGGCAGAGAAAUUACGUAUUUGGGAUAGCAUGUAUGUGGAUAGAAGACUUUUGUAUUGAACUUGCAAAUUCACACUCUAUGUAGCUCUCUCGCUCUCUCUCUCUCUUCCACUACCUCUCUCACUUUGCCCCAUUUAGCUGUAGGCCAAAACAACAUAUCGUUAGUUAUUUGUAGUAGAUAUCUAAGCUGGCCCUGAGGUGGCUUUAAAACCACAUUUAAUGUACACAAAGCUCUCAAACAUGUAAAUAGCCUUUAUCCUGCUUAGUUUGUAAGAAUAAUCACAGCAACAAGAACAACAACAAGAACCCUCAAAGAAAAACAACAAGAAAAAUAUUUAAAAAGUGGGGGGAAAAAAAACUCUUGAGCUUAAUAUUUUACAUACAAAUUCAUUUUACACAAUUUCUGAAUAUGUCGAUUUUAGUUUUAGUUUGUAUUGUUUAAAUGGCCAGAAGCGAAUAAAAAUAUCAAAUACUGAAUAAAUAU